Coccidioides posadasii C735 delta SOWgp is the source of this 987-nucleotide messenger RNA. Lineage: Eukaryota; Fungi; Ascomycota; Eurotiomycetes; Onygenales; Onygenaceae. The record is from RefSeq and is a predicted model, not a curated record.
AUGGCCCUUGCCGCAGGGUCUGACAUCACUCCACAGAAUGAGGCCAGGUUGUCAACGCGAAAGCGAAAAUACCGGGAGGAUAUUUGCCAUUCGGCUUCUGCUGACAGCCUAGAUAUAGAUAAACCGUGUACCCCAAGGAAAAUGAACAGAGCCUUUACGACUAAAAGUGUGUUCCUGUCCAUGCCUAAAGGCCGCCGUGGAAUACUAAUAACGAAAGCAGGACCACGACGAGCAACAAAGCCCUGUCUCGUGGAAACCAUCAACUCCCUAUCACUAGACGAAUUUAUCAACCGUUAUGUUCCUCCCAAUGUCCUGGGACACACUAUACGAGUGCAGUGUUCUCCCAAAACCGACGCCCAGGUAACAAACGCGGUCGGCAAAGUGGAGGAUGAACCACACGAAGAAUAUUCCGUUGAAAUGCACACAUCAUCUACCCUCCCAAAGCACUAUUUCGACGCAUGCUUUGCGUUGAUCAAAUUCACCAGUGCUGAAGCAUAUAAGAAUUCACGCAACGGAUGGUCUCCGGCGAAAAAGAAGGUUGAAAUGAAACUCGUCGAUAUGCGCUACAUGUUACUGCUUCGUAAGAAAAAUGAAGGCCAGACCUCGGAAGUCCAGGAGCAAUCUGUGGAGGAUAGUGAUCUUGGAGGAAUGCUUUCAUUUAUGACCACAUAUGAGGACGGGUUACCAGUCCUUUAUUGCUAUGAAAUUCAUCUGACACCGAGACUCCAGCAUAAGGGUGUUGGGAAGCAGCUGAUGCGCAUAUAUGAGGACAUUGGCCAAAACAUUGGGCUUGAAAAGGCAAUGUUGACGGUAUACAAGUCAAACAAGUCCGGAAUAAAAUUUUAUGAGCGACUGGGAUAUGCUGAGGACGAGUUCUCUCCCAGACCAAUGAAGCUGAGAAAUGGCCAUGUGAAAGACUUCGAUUAUAUGGUGUUUUCCAAACCGCUCAAGGCUAACGAGGAAAAAGCGAUCGGAAAGUCUGCCUAA